Molecule: messenger RNA, 998 nt
Organism: Gamsiella multidivaricata
Lineage: Eukaryota; Fungi; Mortierellomycota; Mortierellomycetes; Mortierellales; Mortierellaceae
Product: phosphate transporter
Exons: 1
Coding region: 22-957 (311 amino acids)
Biological process (GO): phosphate ion transmembrane transport
Cellular component (GO): membrane
Source: RefSeq, a predicted model, not a curated record
CCCGGCCUCAGCCUUUCCGAGAUGCCCCUUGGCACUGUCAUCGGCAUUUCCUUCGGUAUCGCUCUCGUGGUCUUCCUCUGGUGCAACUUUUUCCUCAAGGUCUACCUGCGCAGAAAGCUCGAAGGCGAGGAACCUCUCCGUUGGUACCACUCCUUCUAUGUCCGCUUCGUUUCGACUCGCGCCAAGGCCUCCGAGAAUCUCGAGGAGAUUUCUUCCAGUGUCCAGAAGGAGGACAAAACCGUUGGCGGUGAGAUCGAGGAGGGCGACGGCACUGUGAAUAGCAGCCUGGCUGCCCUGGACGAUCCCGAACCCAAGUCUCUGUCCAUGUUCCAGAAGUUGAAGAAGAAGGCUUUCCAUGGCCUGAACCAGGACAUCACCACGAAGACCGAGGACGUCGAGAACUUACACGACAAGUCUACCCGCUACGACAGCAAGACCGAGCAACUCUUCUGCACGCUUCAGAUCUUGACCGCCUGCUUUGCCUCCUUUGCCCACGGUUCCAACGACGUUGCUAAUGCCAUCGGCCCUCUGACCACUAUCUAUUACAUCUGGCAGCACGGUAUGGUUGAUGUCACUGGCCAGUCCCCUGUGCCUGUCUGGAUCCUCGCUUACGGAGGUAUCGCCAUCGAUAUUGGUCUGUUGACAUAUGGCUACAAGGUCAUGGCCACGCUCGGUAACAACAUCUGCUACGUCUCGCCCAGUAGAGGAUUCUCUCUUUCACUCGGCACCAGUUUGACCGUUUUGACCUGCUCCAAGCUCGGUAUGCCCAUCUCCACAACGCACUGCAUCACCGGCGCCACCACCGCGGCCGGUCUCUGCAGCGGAGGAGGUGUCAAGUCCAUUAACUGGAAGAUUCUUGGCCUCAUUGCUUCGUCUUGGAUCCUUACCUUGCCUGCUGCCGGUGUGGUCUCCGGGGCUAUUUUCGCGUUGAUUAUCAACUCUCCUCACAAGCUUUAGACUACACUAUUGUAACAUAUGCUAAACACAUAGACUUUAUC